Messenger RNA from Ipomoea triloba (trilobed morning glory), 1770 nucleotides. Its product is annotated as hydroquinone glucosyltransferase-like. Bases 68 to 1504 code for a protein of 478 amino acids. The record is from RefSeq and is a predicted model, not a curated record. Gene Ontology annotation, molecular function: UDP-glycosyltransferase activity. Lineage: Eukaryota; Viridiplantae; Streptophyta; Magnoliopsida; Solanales; Convolvulaceae. The transcript has a single exon.
GACACACAAAAGAAAUCUCUUCAUUACUACGCCGGCAUUAUCUCCUCUCCUCCAGGCUCCAACAACAAUGGCUGAAACACAGACACAACAAACUCCUCACGUUGUCAUCGUGCCGACACCUGGGAUGGGUCACCUUAUCCCCCUCGCCGAGUUCGCUAAGCGCCUCGUUCUGCAACACCAAUUCUCCGUCACUUUCGUCCUUCCCACCGACGGCCCCAUUUCCACGGCCCAGAAAACCGUCCUGGAAAACCUCCCCGCCGGCACUCACUACACGUGUCUCCCGCCGGUCAGCUUCGACGACUUGGGCGAGGACGUCAAGAUCGAGACGCGCAUAUCCCUGCAAAUAACUCGCUCGUUGCCGGCGUUUCGCGAUGCGUUUAAGUCCUUGGUUGCGAGGACCAAGACCGUGGCUCUCGUGGUUGAUCUUUUUGGGACUGAUGCUUUUGACGUGGCCAUCGAAUUCAAGGUUUCUCCAUACAUAUUUUUCCCGUCCACUGGCAUGUGUUUGUCCUUGUUCCUUCACAUGUCGGAGCUGGACCAGAAAGUGUCGGGGGAGUAUAGAGACAUGACUGAGCCGGUCCAGAUCCCGGGCUGCGUGCCGAUUCAAGGCAAGGAUCUUCUCGCUCCGGUUCAGGACCGGACGGACGAGGCCUACAAAUGGGUUCUUCACCACACCAAACGCUACAGAAUGGCCGAGGGUAUCGUGGCCAACACGUUCAUGGAGUUGGAGCCCGGUGCAGUAAAAUACCUGCAAGAAUCAGAGCCCGGGAAGCCCACGGUUUACCCGGUAGGACCGCUGAUAAAGAUGGAAGGAUCCGGGACCGGGAAAUUAAACGGGACUAGUCCCUGUCCUAUCCUGGAGUGGCUAGACCAGCAGCCGGGCGGGUCGGUUCUUUAUAUCUCGUUCGGGAGCGGCGGCACCCACACUCACAAACAGCUGAUUGAAAUCGCUUCGGGAUUGGAGAAGAGCGAGCAGCGGUUUAUAUGGGUGGUUAGGUGUCCAAACGACUUGAUUUCCAACGCUACUUAUUUCAGCGUCCAGAGCUCAUCCAACCCUCUGGAUUUCAUGCCACCGGGCUUCCUGGACCGGACCAAGGGUCUAGGCCUGGUGGUUCCCGAUUGGGCACCCCAGACCCAGAUCCUAAGCCACGAGUCCGUGGGAGGGUUCUUGACUCAUUGUGGAUGGAACUCAAUUCUCGAGAGCGUGGUCCACGGAGUCCCACUAAUUGCAUGGCCAAUGUAUGCAGAACAGAGGAUGAACGCUGUGAUAGUUACUGAAGAUAUUAAAGUGGCACUCAGACCAAAGGCCGGGGAAGAUGGAUUGGUGGGAGAGCUGGAAAUUGCUGAGGCAGCUAAAGCACUUAUCCAAGGCGAACAAGGCAAAGAAGUGCGCAAAAGAAUGAAAGAUCUCAAAGAUGCAGCUCACCGCGUGCUCAGUCCAGACGGCUCUUCCACCAAAGCACUAGCUGACUUGGCAUCCAAACUCAAGGCCAAAAUUGCUUAAUUCCUUAUCCUAAUCUUAGUUUCACCAAAUGUGAAAUAUGUAUGUAUGUAUGUAUUUACUAUUUCCUUCAUCCACCCCAAUCCCAAUCCCGAGAAUCCAACUACUCUUGUAUUUCAUCAAAUCGUAAAAUGUGUUUUAUCAAUUUUUUUUUAUACACAUCAGGUAAAUCACGAAAUGUGUUUAGAGUUGCACAAUGUAUGGUUAAUGGAAUGGGAUAUGGUUGAAGCAUAUUAAAUUAAUGAAGGGAAUUGAAACUUUACCCAGAA